This is a messenger RNA of Neospora caninum, 1728 nucleotides long. RefSeq names its product YALI0F16874p, related. Gene Ontology annotation, biological process: protein deneddylation. Bases 1 to 1728 code for a protein of 575 amino acids. The record is from RefSeq and is a predicted model, not a curated record. The transcript is spliced from 11 exons. Gene Ontology annotation, cellular component: COP9 signalosome. Lineage: Eukaryota; Apicomplexa; Conoidasida; Eucoccidiorida; Sarcocystidae.
AUGUCGGACUACGCCGAGGACGAUAUUCAGUUCGAAUAUGAGAGCGACGGCGAACAGUACGGAGACGAUGGAGAAGAUGAAGAAUCAAUCCUCAUGGAGAAUGCCUUCUACGAGGCUCAGGACAUACGCCACACGAAUCCUCGAGCUGCGCUGAGGCUGUAUCAGUCCGUUGUCGAGAAGGAGGAAGCACAGUCAGCGACGAGUACGUGGCGAUUCCGGGCUCUCCUCAAUGUAGUCCUCAUCCACGCAGAGCUCCGGGAGUUCGACAGUGCAGCCUCGGCGUACGCCCGCCUCCUUCCUCUCAUGCGGCAUGUGACGCGAAACGAAACUUCUGAUGCCAUCAACGCCGUCCUCGAGGCAUUGAGCGCAGAUCUCGUUGAAGCUUCGCCGUCGUCUGGUUUCGGGCGUGUGGACAGAGAAGGACGGACGGAGACAGGCGGAAGGGACGGAGAGAGGAACGCCCGAGGCGGAGACUCGCCAGGGGCGCGUGGCGACUGCGGAGGCGGCGCCGCUUCUCUUCACACCAGAACCAUGGCGACUCUCGAGACAAUCUUCAAACUGACGCUCGACGCUUUGCAAGAGCAUCGCGUUAAGCGUCUUUGGUUCCGCACAUGCAGCCGCAUCAUUCGGCUGUACAUACACCAGGGCGAGUACACAAAGGCCACAACUCUCCUCGCUGACGUUCGCCGUGAAGCACGUUUGCCGCCUCUCGACGUCUCUGACUUGGCAAGUCUCUCCGCAUCAAAGGGUUCACUCUUCCCUUCCUCUCCGUCCUGCUCCGUCUCUCCCUCCUCCUCGUCGUUUGCAUCGGCUGGGGCUGCAGACGGCGAGGAGAUGCCGAGUGGCCAGAUUCUGGAGUUUUACGCCCUGGAGAGCGCCAUCUGCAUGCACCAGAAGAAUUUUCAGCGGCUGCGUCGCCUCGCGACGGAGGCGAGCAAGUUCCUUUCUGCGGGCAUUGCGGAUCCGAAGAAUGUCGCCGUUGUGCGCGAGAUCACCGGAAAGAUCCACAUGGCCGAGAAGAGGUGGACCCUCUCGCUGAUCGACUUCUCAGAGGCGUUUCGCCAGUACCAGGAAGUCGGCAGAGCCAAGAAAGCGAAGCGAAUGCUUCAGUUGCUGGUUCUGGCGAGCCUCCUCACUCUUUCCGAUAUCAACCCUUUCGACACUCGAGAAGCAAAGGCGCUGCAGGAGGAUCCUAGCGUCGCGUCGAUGCAUGCGCUGAGGGAGGCGUUUGAAGCAGACGACGUGGGGCGCGUCCUCGAGCUCCUGACCGAGCCUCAAUAUGGGCUAGCGACCGAUGCGUACAUCUCCCUCUUUGUCGAGGACCUACUCGGCAACAUUCGCGUGCACGCACUGCCGUCCAUUCUGGCCAGGCACACGUGCGUCUCUCUUCAAACCCUGCGAGAAGAGCUGCACGCACAAACCGCCAAAGAAGUCCGAAGCACCAUUGCACGGGCUCUCGCGGAGGGGCGAAUCUCCGGGGAAAUCGACGAGGUCCGACAAAUGCUCGUUGUGCGCAAGCGAGAGUCUCGAGGCUGCACAGACGCGUCGCCUUUCAACGACGCGUGCUCAAAGACAGCCUCUCAGACGAGCGAUCAACGUGGGCUUUCCGAGGCAGGCCGAGAGGGAAGUGACCAGAAAGCGAAGAGACAAGAAGAAAAGGCCGUUCACGAAUGGAUUGACUCCCUUAGCGCUUUGACGCGCCAGCUCAACCAACUUCCGUAUCGCUGA